Messenger RNA from Hyphopichia burtonii NRRL Y-1933, 1224 nucleotides. RefSeq names its product transcription factor IIF subunit. Gene Ontology annotation, cellular component: transcription factor TFIIF complex. The transcript has a single exon. The record is from RefSeq and is a predicted model, not a curated record. The coding region runs from base 1 to 1224 and encodes 407 amino acids. Gene Ontology annotation, biological process: transcription initiation at RNA polymerase II promoter; transcription by RNA polymerase II. NCBI's taxonomy places the organism in Eukaryota, Fungi, Ascomycota, Pichiomycetes, Serinales, Debaryomycetaceae.
AUGAGCAGUUCUAUAGGCGCAUCACCUAGUAAAGUUAAACAAGAAGGCACAAGUAUAGUAGACGAAAAAAGACCCACAACCAAGAAUAAAAGUAACGUUAAAAAGGAAAAAGCCAAUGAUAUAGACCAUGGGGAAGAGAAUCGAGAGGAAGGAGACGCUGAUCAUGCUAUAUUAUCGGACCCAGAAGAUUAUUUAGAGGAAGAUGAGAGUCUAGAUAUGAAUUUGAGCAAUGGGAAUCAAAAGAUUUGGUUAGUUAAAUUGCCACGAUAUUUGGCAGAAAAAUGGUCCAAGACGGAUGAAUUAGAAGGCAAACAAUUGGGGAGUGUUAAGAUCAAACAAGGAGGGGGUCCCAAUUCCAAAUUACAAGUGAAAUUAGAGCUUAAUAAUGAACUGAUGCAAAACGAUGAUCUGAUUCCAAGAGAAUAUGAUUUAUCAGUGUUAAAUACACAAGUUAAAAAUUCAUAUGUUUUCAGUGAAGAAAAUUUAAAGAAAUUCAAACAGGAACUUACAGAAGUGGCUGAAAUGCCCGAGCAACCUCAAUUACCAUCUCUUGAUAAGAAGAAGGAUGAAAAGAAGCCGUUUAAAUUCUUCCGAGUUCAAAAAAGUAGAAUGGGGGUUGAUGGGAAACCCAUCAGAAAAUAUGUACCAUUUGUUAAGACCAUUCCUAAAAAGACUCGAUUAGUUGGUAAGAUAUGUCAUGAUUGUCAAAUAAUACCAUCUAAAACUGAUUCAAGGUACAGUGAAGUUGUUAUGAAAAGACAAACUAUUCAACAAGCCAAACCAAGACCAAAAGUGACCUUAUUAGAAGAAAUUCCUGGGGUUAUACAAUCGAAUGCCGGUCCCUCAAUCAAGGGGAAUAACACUUCGGUGUUCUUAAAAUCCAAUCCUGUUAAGGGUAAGAAUGGUGAAGGUAGAGCCAUUAGAAUGCCCAAGAAGGAUUUAUUAGAUUUAUUAUUUAGAUUAUUCGAAGAAUAUGAAUAUUGGUCAAUGAAAGGAUUAAAAGAACGUACUAGACAGCCCGAAAGUUAUUUAAAAGAAUCUUUAGAUUCAAUUGCUAAUUUAAUUAAAAAGGGUCCAUAUACUUCCAAGUAUAAUUUAAAACCGGAAUAUAGAAGAUUAAGAGAUGCCGAAAGAGCGGCAAGAUUGGGUUUAGAUACUAACGAAGAUGAUAAAGAUGAUGAUAAAGAAGAUGAAGAUGAUGUUGAAAUGGAAGACGUUGUAUAA